AUGACUCUGCCGCACAGCCAAGGAAGUGGGGGGGAGCCCCAGGCCCCCCAAACAGUGGAGGUCCACAGGAUGGAGCACUACCAGGAGGAGGAGCAGAAGGAGGAGCGGCAGCAUCACCUGCACAUGGGCUCCUCUGUGCGGAGGCGGACCUACCGCAGCAGUGAGGAAGAGCAGCAGUUCAGCGCUGCAGACUACGCCCUGGCAGCGGCCCUGGCUCUCACGGCCACCGAGACAUCGCGGGAGGCCCGGCUGAGGCGCCGGAGCUCUGCCGUGGAGCUGGAGGAGCGAGGGCAGAAGCGGGUGGGCUUCGGCAACGACUGGGAGAGGACAGAGAAGGCCUUCCUGCGGACCCAGCGGCUGCUGCGCCAGCGCCGAGACCGGAAGAGCCUGCAACAGCGGAUGGAAGCAAAGGUCCGGGAGGCCAAGGAGCUGAGGGAGCUGUGCUCGGGCCGCGGGCCCUGGUUCUGGAUGCCCCUGCGCUCCCACGCCGUCUGGGAAGGCGCCACGGUCCUGCUGACCUGCACCAUCCAGGCCUCGCCUCCACCCCAGGUCACCUGGUACAAAAAUGAUGUUCGACUUGAUCCUCGCCUCUUCCCUGCUGGAAAAAUUCGAAUCAACAACAACUAUGGACUGCUGACCCUGGAGAUCAGGAGGUGCACAGCGGAUGAUGCAGCCACCUACUCGGUGACAGCGAAGAAUGCCUAUGGCCAGGCCUCCUCCUUCGCCAAGGUCCUUGUGCGGACGUACCUGGGCAAGGAUGCUGGCUUCGACUCGGAGAUCUUUAAACGACUGAUGCUGGGCCCCGAGGUGGAGUUCACAUCAGUGCUGGCACCCGUAUUUGCUCGAGAGAAAGAGCCCUUCGCCCUGAGCUGCUUCUUUUCAGAAGACAUCAUAGACGCCGAGCACAGCAUCCAGUGGUUCCAAGAUGGGAAGCUGCUCAGGCCAUCAGAACGACAGCAGAUGGUCUAUGCGAACCGCCAAUCUUCCCUGAAGGUGUCCUGUGCCCACAAGGAGGAUGAGGGUCUCUACACCGUGCGGGUGCCCUCAGCCUCCGGGCCCCGUGAGCAGAGUGCCUACGUGUUUGUAAGAGAUGCUGUCGCAGAGAAAGCAGGAGCUCCGGGGUCCCCGCUGAGCGUCCGUUGCCUGGACGUGAACAGAGACUGCCUCGUCCUGAGCUGGACCCCACCCAGCGACACUCGGGGCAGCAUCAUCACAGGCUACGCCAUUGAGCGGUGCCAGGGAGAGUCUGGGCAGUGGGUGCCCUGCCAUGAGGCCCCUGGGGAGACCUGUCGGUGCCCAAUCCAAGGACUUGUUGAAGGUCAGAGCUAUCGGUUCCGGGUGAGAACCAUCAGCAAAAUCGGCCGCAGCGUCCCCUCCAAGGCCUCAGACCCAGUGGUCAUGGGUGAGCAGGUGGAAGCCCAGAGGAAGACAGAGAUCUCCUUUGAUCUGGGGAACAAGAUCACGGUCAGUACAGACGACUUUGAAGACUUUGUGGUCAUCCCUUCGCCCCCAACCAACGUCCACGCCGUGGAGACCCACGAAGCCUAUGUGGUCCUGGGCUGGGAGGAACCGAGCCCCAGGGGCAAGUCCCCUCUGACAUACUCGGUGGAGAAGUCUGUCAUCGGCAGUGGCACCUGGGAGGCCAUCAGCUCAGAGAUGCCAGUGAGGUCUCCGAGGUUCGCCCUGUUGGAUCUGGAGAAAGGGAAGUCGUAUGUCUUCAGAGUGCGCGCCAUGAACCAGUACGGCAUGAGCGAUCCCUCAGAGCCCAGCGAGCCCGUGGCCUUGAAGGGAAAGCAAGCUCCUCUCCCUCCUCCCGCCCAAGUCCAAGCGCUCCGAGACACGCAGACCUCCGUGUCCCUGAAUUGGGCUCCUGUGGAAGGACCCGGGCUCCUGGGCUAUUACAUCUACUCCCGGGAGGUGGGAGCGUCUGAGUGGGAAACCGUCAACAACAAGCCCAUCCAGGACAGCAAAUUCACCAUCCCCGGGCUGAAGACGGGGAAGGAGUACGAGUUUUGUAUCAGGUCAGUGAGCGAGGCUGGAGUCGGGGAGCCCUCGACCCCCACGGAGCCCAUCAGGGUGAAGCAGGCUCUAGCCACUCCCUCUGCCCCGUACGAUUUCACCCUCCUCAAUUGUGGGAAGAAUGAGAUGGUCAUUGGCUGGAAAGCCCCUAAGCGCUGUGGAGGGGGCAAGAUCCUGGGCUACUUCCUGGAUCAGCAUGACUCAGAGGAGUUGGACUGGCACCCGGUCAACCAGCAGCUUGCCCCACCCCGGGUCUGCAAGGUCAGCCGCCUCCUGGAGGGCCACUUCUAUGAGUUUCGCGCCCGGGCUGUCAACUGGGCAGGAGUUGGGGAGCUGUCGGCGCCCAGCAGCCUGUUUGAGUGUAAAGAGUGGACCAUGCCCCAGCCAGGGCCCCCAUACGACGUCCGGGUGUCCGAGGUGCGGGCCACCUCCCUCAUGCUGCAGUGGGAGCCGCCGCACUACACCGGGGCCGGGCCUGUCACCGGCUACCGCAUCAGUGUCCAGGAGGAAGGCUCUGAGCAGUGGAAGCCAAUCCCCCCAGACCCCGUCUCCAGCACCCACCUGAGGAUCGCUGACCUGCAGACAGGGAAGACUUACAUGUUCCAGGUACAGGCAGUGAACUCAGCUGGGCCCGGGAGACCAUCACUGCCCUCCGACCCGGUGCUCCUGGAGGACAAGCCAGGGGCCCGGGAGAUCGAGGUUGGGGUGGAUGAAGACGGCUUUAUCUACUUGGCUUUUGAAGCCCCCGAAGCCCCCGACUCCUCUGAGUUUCAGUGGUCCAAGGACUACAAGGGCCCACCGGACCCCAAGAGGGUCCAAAUCCAAGAGGGUGCAAACAAGUCGAAGGUCAUCCUGAAGGAGCCUGACCUCCAAGAUUUGGGCACCUACUCAGUCGUAGUCACUAACGCCGAUGAAGAUAUCUCUGCAAGUCACACGCUGACGGAGGAAGAGCUGAACAAGCUGAAGAAGCUGAGCCACGAGAUCCGAAAUCCAGUGGUCAAGCUCAUCUCCGGCUGGAACGUGGACGUCCUUGAGCAAGGAGAGGUGCGGCUUUGGCUGGAGGUAGAAAAACUAUCUCCAGCGGCUGAGCUGCAUCUGAUUUUCAAUGAGAAAGAGAUCUUCAGUUCACCGAACCGCAAAAUCAAUUUUGUCCGGGAGAAGGGCCUGGUGGAAGUGAUCAUCCAGAACUUGUCUGAGGAGGACAAAGGCUCCUACACCGCUCAGCUCCAAGACGGAAAGGCCAAAAACCAGAUCACGCUGACUCUGGUGGAUGACGAUUUUGACAAACUUCUGAGAAAGGCAGAUGCCAAGAGGAGAGACUGGAAGAGAAAACAGGGUCCUUAUUUCGAGGAGUUCCUGCAGUGGAAGGUCACGGAGGACUGCCAAGUGCUGCUGACGUGCAAGGUGACCAACACCAAGAAGGAGACCCGUUUCCAGUGGUUCUUUAACAAGAAAGAGCUGCCAGAUGGUCAGUACGACCCCCAGACCGGAGCGGGGCUUCUCUGCAUCGAAGAGAUGUCCGCAGAGCACAAGGGGACCUACAGAGCGGUUGUUUCGGAUGAACGAGGGGAGGACAACACCAUUCUGGACCUCACGGGCGAAGCCCUGGACGCUGUCUUCACUGAGCUGGGCAGGAUUGGUGCCCUCUCUGCGACCCCGCUGGCCAUCCAGGGCACAGAGGAGGGCGUGCGGCUCGUCACCAAGGUCAAGUACUUCAACGUGGAGUACAUGAAAACCUCCUGGUUCCACAAAGAGAAGCGCCUGGAGAGUGGGGACCGGGUGAGGGCUGGCACCACCCUGAAUGAGAUCUGGCUCCACAUCCUGGACCCCAAAGAUGCAGACAAGGGCAAAUACACCCUGGAGAUCGCAGCCGGCAAGGAGGUGCAGCAGCUCUCAGCGGACCUCUCAGGGCAAGCUUUCGAUGAUGCAGUGGCCGAACACCAGAGACUGAAGGCCGCCGCCAUCAUUGAGAAGAAUCGUGCCAGAGUGGUGAGGGGUCUGCCUGAUGUAGCCACGAUCAUGGAGGAUAAGACCCUGUGCCUAACCUGCGUCAUCUCAGGAGACCCCGCCCCUGAGAUCGCUUGGUUGAAGAAUGACCAGCCUGUCCACUUCCUGGACCGCUACCGCAUGGAGGUGAAGGGGUCAGAGGUCACCAUCACCAUCGAGAAGGUCAACUCUGAGGACAGCGGGCGCUAUGGCAUCUUUGUGAAGAACAAGUAUGGUUCGGAGACAGGCCAGGUCACCAUCGGCGUGUUCAAGCAUGGGGAGGAGCCCCAGGCACUAAAGAAGAUGUGA
This is a messenger RNA of Sorex araneus (European shrew), 4314 nucleotides long. It is a transcript of the gene MYOM3, whose product is annotated as myomesin 3. The coding region runs from base 1 to 4314 and encodes 1437 amino acids. NCBI's taxonomy places the organism in Eukaryota, Metazoa, Chordata, Mammalia, Eulipotyphla, Soricidae. Gene Ontology annotation, molecular function: protein binding. The transcript is spliced from 36 exons. The record is from RefSeq and is a predicted model, not a curated record.